CACGCCCAAAACAAAAGAGCAAGACGCCGAAAAAUCCUUGGGGAUCCCAUCCAGGCCUGUCUCAUAAUCUCGCUCUCCCUUCCAUCCAAUCCUUUUCCUCCUUGCUCAUCCCAUCUUCUAAUCUCCAGUCCAUCUUCUUCUUCUCUCUUCAAUUGCACCUUUACAUCCAUCUGUUGAACACCCGACUGCCCGUGCUACACAAAGCCUCGUGGUGCUUCCUGCCUUUGUCCACAUCAACUACCACAGUCGAUUGGAUCUUUUCUCGACUCUCCCUCUGAUCACCUCUUUUCUGCAAGCUUCAGAGAACAUUCCACCUGUAGUUGACUGCAUUCUAUACACCACAUAAUUUCAAUCACCACGUGCACCAACCAUGUCCGUCGAAGCUCCCAAACCUGUCGAGGAGACGCCCGUCGUGGAACCUACCAAGGCUGCGCUGGAACAGCCUGAGGCACCAACAACUGCACCUGCAGAGACUGCCGCAACUCCAGCUGAGGCUGCAACGGAGCCUACACCUGCGGCCACCACCGAAGAGCCUGCUCCUGCCACGGCCACUGAAGAUGUAAAGAAGGAUGAGACACCUGUCAAGGCCGUUCCAGCGUCAGAGGGUGUCUUGGGAUACAAGGAGCCAACACUCUUGAAGAGAUUUUUCUUCACCAAACACUUCUUCUGGUUCUCCGAAGAGCCAUUGACCAGUGAAUCAUUGUCCACUUUCCUGCGAUCUGACAAGGAUGAUGCGAAGCACGCCUCUGCAUCAUGGGCUCGCGAGACCGGCAAAGGAUUGCUGUUCUUCUCCAAGCGUGCCGAAGACAAGGCUCAUCCUGUUGGCAUCAUCAACCUGGCCGAUGCGUCUAAUGUCACCAAGGAAGGUUUCAACCAAUUCUCCUUCAAAGCCGGUUCUCAUCAACACCGCUUCGAGACGACCAAGUCCGAAGAACGGGACAGCUGGGUCGUCGCUAUUGAAAAGGCCAUCGAAGAGGCCAAGGAAUUGAAGGAAGAUAUUACUGGACGUGAGAGCUACAAGAAGAAUCUCGAGGAAUACGCUAAACCAGCCGUCAUCGCGACCACCCCAGUCCGCUCCAAGUCCAAGGAACCCAAAAAGUCUCUCGAUGCUGGUGCUGCGACCGCUGCCGCUACAGCCCCUGCGGCUGAAAAUGCAAGCACUUCUGCAGGCAGCGAAGAAGAGGCCAAGAAAGAGCACAAGGAGCGAUCGCAGUCUCGCAAGCGUGGCAGCAUUUUUGGCUCUCUAAUGGGCAAGAAGGAAGAGCACGCCGAAAAGAAGGAAGAGAAGGCAGAAGCUAAGAAAGAGGCGAAAGAGGAGAAGAAAGCUGAGGCCGACACCCAAAAGGAGGAAGCCAAACCGACCGAUGAGCCUAGCAAGGCUGUCGAGGCUCCUGAAGCUGCCGCUGUCGCUGCCGUGCCUGCCGCCGCCACCUCUACAGACAAGAAAGAAGACAAGGAAGAGGCUACGCCAGCUGAAAAGAAGGCCAAACGUGGUUCCGUCUUCGGAACCUUCUUCAAGAAGAGUGUGACCAGCCCAACCACUGAAAAGUCUGAGAAGGACGCCACUGGUGCUACAGAUGUUCCUCCCGUCUCCGAGACUGCACCCAAGCUCGAGGAACCAAUUGAAAACAAGCCUAUCGACACUGCUGCCGUGACCGCUCCUGUUGACACGGUCCAAACACCACAAGCUGAAGAACCUGCCAAAGAACCAGCCACCACUUCCCCAGCUGAUGCCUCUGCUCCCAAGACCGAGAAGAAAGGCGGUCUGCUGGGCUUCAUCAAGAAGACCGAAGCCAGAUUUGAGGGCAAGAAGGAGCACAAAGAGGAGCCUAAGGAAGAAGCUAAGGAAGACAAGGCAGCUGAGGCUAUCGCCAAAGACCCUGUCGCCGCCGCCAGCACAGAACCCACGGUCCAUUCUGCUGUCACAGAGCCGGCCACUGAAGCUCCUAUUGCUAAGGAAGAGCGACCUGCUCGUGACAACAAGCGUCGAACCUCCCUCUUCUUCAACAAGAAGAAGGAGGCUAGCGAGACCGAGGAGGGUGCCGAAGAACCCAAGCGCGAGAAGUCUCCCACCCCGGCCAAAUUCAUUGGCAACCUCGUCCGCCGCGCUAGUAAAGCGGUGAAGUCUGAAGGACCCAAGGAAAAGGAAAAGGCCGCCGAGCCAGCUGCCACAACUGAGGCAACCACGUCCGAAACUCCCGCCGCCGUCCCUGAAGCCGGAGAAUCACAGAUCAAGGGCGAUGUUGUCCCGGCUGAUCUCGUCACCGACAAGGCUGAGCCGGCUGUCCCUGCUGCCACGCCGGAAGUCAAGGCGACUGCUUGAAGGUCCGACGAGGUCAGAGACAAGACUCCACGCACAUCUCUGUCACAUCCAUCUCGACUGUCUCGAGCAGCUAGUCCAGUUGAGUUUGAGAAGUGGUGGGACGACAAGAGCUACAGCACACCGUCGCUACCUCCUCGCAGCCCUUCUCGUCCCUCUGGCCUCGCCCUAUGAGGUAGCACGACAUGGUUGGGCCUAGAUCACGUCCAAGGUUGGGUCUGCAAGUGUAAUUGCAACCACUUUUCCGCUGGAGACCUCACUGAGGCCUACUGCACUGAUUGACGACAAACUCGGACACCACUCAUUUCGUUAUGUUGUUGCUUUUCAGGAUACCCCGUCACCAUUAGAUUGAGAUUCUUGUUAUGUUUUUUUGGUUGAUGCAUUUUCGAGUACCAGAUACCCACUUCGGCAAGUCUUGAUUCUUAACGAAGAAGAGAUACCCCCAAAUGCAAGCGUCUGCUGGAUGAAAGGGAGCAAAUUGGCAGAGGAAUGCAGGAGGCUUAUUAGUCCUUUUUGUCUUCCAAUGUGGAUUGGAAUCGUCUGGGUCUUGUGGAAGUGCUUGUUUGUUCAAGUGCUUAAGCAGAACAGUACGGUGGCCAGCGAGAACGCAACUACAAGUUAGGAUAGUAAUAGCUAAUAAAGUGAAAAUUGAUCGAAUAUGUUAUGUCUUA
Exophiala xenobiotica is the source of this 2991-nucleotide messenger RNA. RefSeq lists its product as uncharacterized. Bases 371 to 2323 code for a protein of 650 amino acids. The transcript has 5 exons. The record is from RefSeq and is a predicted model, not a curated record. Lineage: Eukaryota; Fungi; Ascomycota; Eurotiomycetes; Chaetothyriales; Herpotrichiellaceae.